Messenger RNA from Salvia miltiorrhiza (redroot sage), 625 nucleotides. RefSeq names its product acylamino-acid-releasing enzyme 2-like. The transcript is spliced from 3 exons. Bases 189 to 470 code for a protein of 93 amino acids. NCBI's taxonomy places the organism in Eukaryota, Viridiplantae, Streptophyta, Magnoliopsida, Lamiales, Lamiaceae. The record is from RefSeq and is a predicted model, not a curated record.
UAUUGUUUUGUUGGAUUCUUGAUCUAUUCACUGACUUUAUGGAUGAAACGACGUGUUUGUGAUGGCAAAGUAUCCGAUGUUGCAAUGCUGAUGUUAUUUGUUUGCAAUAUCUGACGACUUGUUCAAAAAAAGAGAGGCAAUAAUAAGAAUAUUCCAUCUCCAAAGAAGAAGAGUAGAAAGAGCUAGAAAUGAGCAACCAUACAAGAAGUAUAGCAGUUCAAUCAGCCAUGGAUGAAGAAGAAUAUGCUUCUAUGUCUAAGUUGCUACAAGAAUUUACAAGCAUCCCAGCCAUUGAUAAAGCAUGGACUUUCAAAUCUGAGACUGAAGAUGCUUCCACUGGAAUGUUCCUACUCAUGUCCAGCCAUCAAACAAGUCGUCAGAGAAAACGGUCCAGAUCAAGGGCCACCCAAUUGAGCAGAAAAGCAACUACUGUGGUUAAGUCUAAUCUUUGUUUACUGUUAGAAGACUAAAAAUUUGAUGACAAGUAACCUUAACGGCAUUGUCAUGUCUUGUUAUUAGAUUUCGAAAAAUUGUUAGAUUGAUAUUUGAAACUUGGUGCAAGAUAUUUUAAAUAGUUGUAAUGAAGAUGAUAAUUGAUUAUAUGUGAUUUGAUAUUUGUUGUUUA